UCCGCGGGCCCCCGGCUCUCGGCGAGCUCGGCGUGUCCAGCGUGGGAGCGCAGUGCACCGCGGCACCAUGCGGUCCCACAAUUUCGAGCUGAUUUUUGACCGCGUGGGGCACUUCGGCAGAUUUCAGAUAGUCCUCUAUUUUAUAUGUGCCUUCCAGAACAUCUCUUGUGGUAUCCACUACUUGGCAUCUGUGUUCAUGACAGUGUCCCCCUACCAUACCUGCCGGCCUCCGGGCAACGUGAGUCAGGUUCUUUUCCACAAUGUCUCUAGUUGGAGGUUGGAGGACAUCUGGAUCCUGUUUUUCACAGGCCAUGAAGAUCAGAUUAUAGUGCAGCUACAGAACGGUGAGGUCUGGGAGCUCACAAGUUGUCACCGAUUCCGGAGGGAUGAAAAGUCUGGCUUGAACUCUGCUUAUAAUGGCCGGAAGAGCAGCUUUCCUUGUUUGGAUGGCUACAUCUAUGACAAGAGCAAGUGGGACAGCACCGUGGUGACUCAGUGGGAUCUGGUGUGUAACCGAGAAUGGUUUGCAAAGAUGGUCCAGCCCGUAUUUAUGUUGGGAGUCCUGCUGGGGGCAAUGAUUUUUGGCUACCUUUCUGACAGGCUAGGAAGACGGCUCGUCCUGUGGUCCACAAGCAUUGGCGUAUUUUUCUUCGGCAUAGCAGCGGCUUUCUCAUCUGAUUAUUACGGCUUCAUGAUCGCUCGCUUUCUUCUAGCCAUGUCUGGAAGUGGCUAUCUCGUGGUGGUGUUUGUCUAUGUGACGGAAUUUAUUGGCAUGAAGUCUCGGACGUGGGCAUGCAUCCAGAUGCAUUCCUUUUUUGCCAUUGGAACAAUGGUGGUGGCUUUGACAGGCUACUUUGUCAGGACCUGGUGGACCUAUCAGAUAGUCCUCUCCACAGUGACUGUCCCCUUUGUCGUGUGCUGUUGGAUACUCCCAGAGACACCUUUUUGGCUUCUUUCAGAGGGAAGAUAUGAAGAAGCACAAAGAGUAGUUGAUACGAUGGCCAAGUGGAAUAGGGCAAGCUCCUGUAAACUGUCAGAACUUUUGUCACUAGAUCUAAAUGGUCCUGUCGGUAAUGCACCCUUUGAAGUUAAGAAGCACAACCUAUUAGAUCUGUUUUAUGACUGGAAUGUUGGAACAAGGACAUUUAUUGUUUGGCUGAUUUGGUUCACUGGGUGUUUGGGAUUCUACUUCUUCUCCUUGAAUUCUGUUAAUUUAGGAGGCAAUGAAUAUUUAAACCUCUUCCUCAUGGGUGCAGUGGAAAUUCCUGCCUACGUCUUCAUAUGCUGGGGGAUGGACAGUAUAGGGAGAAGAAACAUUCUGGCCUUCUCCCUUAUCUCAGGAGCACUGCUCUGUGGUGUGGUUAUGGUGAUCCCCAAGGAUUACUUUGUUUGGACUGUGGUGGUGACUAUGGCUGGAAAAUUUGCCAUAGGGGCAUCGUUUGGCCUCAUUUACCUUUAUACGGCAGAGCUGUAUCCAACCAUGGUAAGGUCGCUGGCCGUGGGAAGUGGCAGCAUGGUGAGCCGUGUGGGAAGCAUCGUGGCCCCGUUCUGGGUUUCUCUCUCCAGCGCUUGGACCUUCCUACCACAGCUGCUGGUUGGGAUUUUGGCCUUCAUAAGUGGAGUGCUAUCGCUAAUGCUUCCAGAAACCAUGGGGAUGCCUCUGGCAACGACUUGGGAGGAGGCUGCCAAACAGGAUACAGAAAAAGAGAGUUCAGGCAAAUUAUUUCCCACAACCAAAAAUACUGUGUUGGAAAAAAUGGAAGUCAUUGACUCCGAGGUUUCUGGUCUUGGUGAAUAAAUGUGCUGUGUUUACUUUAAUGACUUCAUAUUAGAGGAAUAUUAUUCUCAUCUCCUGAAUGUCAUUUGUAUGUCUUUAAAAAAAAUUUUUUUUUUUUAAAGAUUUUAUUUGAGAGAGAGAGAAUGAGAGAGAGCACAUGAGAGUGGGGAGGGUCAGAGGGAGAAGCAGACUCCCCGCCAAGCAGGGAGCCCGAUGCGGGACUCGAUCCAGGGACUCCAAGAUCAUGACCUGAGCCGAAGGCAGUCGCUCAACCAACUGAGCCACCCAGGCGCCCUUAAAAUUUUUUUUUGUAAGAAAAUCUUAAAACAAUUGUUUUGUAAAAGUAAAAGAAAUAAAACCAAGAUGAGAAUUCUCAUUUUUUUACACUGCUUUAUUACUGCCAUAAAAAAUUUCUCCCUAUGUGUUCUUAAAUGUUAUUGAUUCUCAACCGUCCCCCUGCCUCCAGCCAUGCAGGCCCGAGAGAGUAUCACACCCUCCCAUCAGGACCAGGGUCCCCCUGCCCCCUGGGGACUGGGAAGAGAGGGCAUGGGAGCUUUCAACAAAGCCCCUUGAAGAUUCUAUUUCUGAUAUUCCUUCUCCUCUUAUGAGAAUCAUAGCUCUAAAUUCAAAUUUUAUUCAGAAAUGCCCGGUCAGCGCACGUGGGUGGUGCAGUCGGUUAAGCGUCUGACUCUUGGUUUCAGCUCAGGUCGUGAUCUCAGGGUCAUAGGAUCAAGCCCCACUUUGGGCUCCACGCUCAGUGGGGAGUCUGCUUGAGAUUCUCUCUCUCUCUCAUUUAAAUAAAUCUUUAAAAAAUGCCCUGUCAAAAAAUGUUUGUCUUCAUAAUUUAACCAUAAAAAUAAUAGCUACAGAAAAAGGUCUCUUGCUUCCCUGCACCCUGAGGCAAAGAGGGCUUGAAUGAGCAUACAAAUGUGUUUUGUGUCAGGUCUAGUUAAAGGGCACCUGUCUGCUCGGGGCCAGGCAUGAGUUUUCUUUUUUUUUUUUUUUUAUUCUUAUGUUAAUCCCCAUACAUUACAUCAUUAGUUUUAGAUGAAGUGUUCCAUGAUUCAUUGUUUGUGCAUAACACCCAGUACUCCAUGCAGAAUGUGCCCUCCUCAAUACCCACCACCAGGCUAACCCAUCCUCACACCCCCCUCCCCUCUAGAAGCCUCAGUUUGUUUUUCAGAGUCUAUCGUCUCUCAUGGUUCGUCUACCCCUCUGAUUUCCCCCGCUUCAUUCUUCCCCUCCCGCUACCUUCUU
This is a messenger RNA of Mirounga angustirostris (Northern elephant seal), 3034 nucleotides long. It is a transcript of the gene SLC22A16, whose product is annotated as solute carrier family 22 member 16. The record is from RefSeq and is a predicted model, not a curated record. Gene Ontology annotation, cellular component: membrane. Bases 68 to 1798 code for a protein of 576 amino acids. Gene Ontology annotation, biological process: transmembrane transport. The transcript has 8 exons. NCBI's taxonomy places the organism in Eukaryota, Metazoa, Chordata, Mammalia, Carnivora, Phocidae.